AGCACUUCCGCUUUCAGACACAGGAAUUCGUAGCCAGCAUGACGUCACUUAUCCUGCCAGCGGCGAGUGUGUAGCUUUCCCCCCCUCCUGUCCAGGAGGAAUAUUUAGCAGCUCACUUCUCAGGACCAGUCGUUCGGUUUCUGGGUUGUUGUUCGCGGACCUCAAUCCCACACGGACGCAGAGUUCCCGUAGUAUGCGACGUUUGUGAACGGUUAUUGCCGACGCUCGCCUGUUAAAUGGAAGACACAGAAGGUACAAAUGAGUGUUACUGCGCGGGAUGCGGAGCGAUAGUCCAGGAGCAGUUCCACAUGAAGGUCCUGCAGGACACCUGGCACAGCGCCUGCUUCCAGUGCUCCGUGUGCUGUGACCACCUGACUAACUGGUAUUAUGAGAAGGACGGCAAGCUGUACUGCCGCAAACACUACUGGGAGAAGUUUGGAGAGCUGUGUCACGGUUGUUCUCUGCUAAUGACCGGACCUGCGAUGGUGGCCGGUGAGCACAAGUAUCACCCCGAGUGCUUUGUGUGUCUCAGUUGCAAGGUGGUGAUUGAGGACAGAGAUACUUACGCUUUAGUGGAGCGCUCCAAACUUUACUGUGGGAAGUGCUACAAGCAGGUGAUCCUCACGCCCAUGUUGGAAAAGCGCUCACAUGACUCCGUCCUGGACUCCCUGCCCCACACAGUGACACUCAUCUCCAUGCCGUCCGCGGCCAACGGCAAGAGGGGCUUCUCGGUGUCUGUGCUGAGGGACGCCAACGGCUCAGCGAGUGUCCAAGUCAAAGAGGUCAGAGGGAUGCUCAUUAGUCCAGAGGUGCGCAAUGCCAUACACGUUGGAGACCGGAUCCUGGAGAUUAAUGGCCUUCCUGUGAGGACGCUGCUGGAAGAAGAGGUGGACGACCUGAUCCAUCGCACCAGUCAGACACUACAGCUGCUUAUAGAAUAUGACCCAGUCAGGCAGCGUUUGGACCGUCUCAGGCUGGGAUCGCCCAGGAACCCCCUGGGAGCUCCAGCAACCUCCCGGAUGCGCUUGUCCUCGCCGUCGAACGCAGUCCUGGAGAGGUCUGAGGUGGAUGACGGCACGCUGAAGAGGAGGUCUUUGAGGCGCAGCAACAGCAUAUGCAAGUCCCCUGGGCCCAAUUCCCCCAAAGAGCACCUUUUUUUGACCCGAGACAUUGGGCGCUCGGAAUCUUUGAGGUCCUCCAGUAGCUGCUCUCAUCGCAUUUUCCGGCCGUGUGACCUCAUCCACGGCGAGGUUCUGGGGAAGGGCUUCUUCGGACAAGCCAUCAAGGUGACUCAUAAAGCCACGGGAGAGGUGAUGGUGAUGAAGGAGCUGAUUCGCUGCGACGAGGAGACCCAGAAAACUUUCCUCAAGGAGGUCAAAGUGAUGCGGUGCCUUGACCACCCUCACGUGCUCAAGUUCAUCGGUGUUCUCUACAAGGAUAAAAGGCUGAAUUUGAUCACAGAGUUCAUCGAAGGAGGAACCCUUAAGGACUUCAUCAGAGACACGGAUCCAUUUCCAUGGGACCAAAGGGUGAGCUUUGCAAAGAGCAUCGCGUCUGGCAUGACAUACCUUCAUUCCAUGAGCAUCAUACACAGAGACCUCAACUCUCACAAUUGCCUGGUUAAACUGGACAACACCGUGGUCGUUGCUGACUUUGGACUGUCCCGACUCAUUGUCGAAGAGAAAGUGAAACCGUCCCCCGAGAAGAGCGCCACUAAGAAAAGGGUGUUCCGACGUAUUGACCGCAAGAAAAGGUACACCGUGGUUGGAAACCCCUACUGGAUGGCGCCGGAGAUGCUUAACGGGAAACGCUAUGACGAGAAGGUGGACAUUUUCUCUUAUGGAAUCGUUCUUUGUGAGAUCAUCGGAAAGGUCUACGCAGACCCCGAAUGUCUUCCCAGGACUCUGGACUUUGGUUUGAAUGUGGGCAAGUUUGUGGAGAAGUUCCUACCUGAAGAUUGUCCUGCAGCGUUCUUUCCGCUGGCUGUGGCGUGCUGCGACCUCGCACCGGACAACCGUCCACCCUUCCAGAAGCUGGAGGACUGUUUCAUAGCUCUGUCCCUCAACCAGGAGCUGGGCAUUCCUCUGCCCAUAGAACUGGACCAACUUCACCAGAGUCUGAGUCGCCUCCACUGGCCCAAAGACAGUUCUUGCCCGCUGCAGAGCACAGACCAGAAUGAGCCACAAACCCCGAACGCAUCCUCUCUGGACAGUCCCAGCAUGUCUGACAGCGCCACUUCGGACUCAGAACCUUCUGGCCUGAAAGAAACCCUGUGAGCGUACCAGGAACCAGGAAACACCUGAUUUGUGCGCAUUUCAGUUUUUACUUUUAGAAUGUACUCACGUUUACCGUGCAGAAAGGCAACAAGCAGCUCUCUGCGUUCUGUGUUUCCACAAGUCUUCACAGCAUCUUUUACACUAGUUAGUUUGCAAGUCAGGUGGUUUUUCUGCAGCCGCCAUGUUUGCUCCUUCACAGUCAACACGAGCAGAUUCAUUGCUCCAAAAGCAAGAUUAGAGUUUUCAUUUCACUUCUCAUCCAAGGAACAAGAGUUUCUGCUGGACUUUUUGCACUUUCACUUCUUAUUUGGCUAAGCUGACACCAACAGGUCAAAAUUCACAUCUCAAAUUUGCUGCUUUUUUUAAAGGACUUGUUACGACUAAGACCUGUACAGAAGAACUGGAUAUUAUUUUUGUAUUCAUUCAAAUGUUUAUAUUGUACAUAAGGCUCGAUGAGAGCUCUCUUUUAGAAUCACAUUUCAUACUUUGUGGUGUUAUUAUUUUUUUAGUGAGGUACCGACUGUAACCACUAAUAUUUAAUCAUCAGUAGCUUUCACAAAUAAACCCUCAGACUGCUUUUCUUCA
Molecule: messenger RNA, 2861 nt
Organism: Nerophis lumbriciformis (worm pipefish)
Lineage: Eukaryota; Metazoa; Chordata; Actinopteri; Syngnathiformes; Syngnathidae
Gene: limk2
Product: LIM domain kinase 2
Biological process (GO): actin cytoskeleton organization; protein phosphorylation
Cellular component (GO): cytoplasm; nucleus
Molecular function (GO): protein binding; protein serine/threonine kinase activity; ATP binding
Source: RefSeq, a predicted model, not a curated record